GGGAAACCUUUCCAGAAGUUUGACAGUACAGGUCUAACUUGCUCUGCAUGGCCUCAGUAAAGAAUUCACCUCGACACAGGAUGGGACUCAAGUUUGCUGAAAUUUGAUGAAAUAAUCUGUGAAAGACCUCAACUCAGUGGCGCGCUCCGGUAGACUUCCUGUUAAGCUCUUCAUUUUGUCCUGCUAUGAAGUGAGGAUCUGCAGAGUGCAGCCAGAAAGGAAAGUACAAAUCUCUAAAAUCUAAUGGAUCCUCCUGAAAGAAGAAAAGGACCAAUCCAGAGACAGGAUGCAAGUGUCACUGACAUCCCAAUGCCUCUGAGAGACACUUCACAGGAGCCACCACUUUACUAUGAAAUCCUUCCUGAAAAUGAAGGAGCUUUGUAUGAAACAACCUUGGCUGGGCUCUUAUCCCCAACUGAACCCCAACCAAAAGUUGAAGAAACUGGAAAUGCUAUCCAUCAGAGCACCAGCGGUCUUCCACCACUUCCACUCAGAUACAGGCUUCCUAGUUUGCCCACUAACUCAAACCGUGUACCUCCUCCUCUUCCCCCAAGGACAGGGCUACCCCUGAACAUGAGCAAAAAGCAGUUUUCCUGCGAUCCAGUUGAGCCUGUUCAUAAAUUUUCUCGUUCCAAGACGCAGGUAGAAAAUCAAGACCCAUGGGCCAUCCAACUUAUAGACUCUCCAGAGGGCAGCACCAAGACACUGUCUUCUUUUUCAGCUGCAACAUUAAGGCUGAUGUCACAGUACAAGCACGCAGACAGUGUUCAUAACCCUGGCAUUGUCUGGGGACGUGUCAUACAAAUCCACCCUGCCCUGCUGCAACAGGCGGAGGUGGAAAUCAGUCUGUCCACGGAAACAGACAACCACCAGCUUCCCAUCCCCACCUCAGUGAACAAGAAGGUGAAGAGUCUGAUAGAUGAAAUCCUCCAGCUGCUCGACCUCGCUCAUGACACAAGUGGGGAUUAUGUUUUAAAACUUUGUGACUCAGAAGAAUAUCUCAGAAACGAUGAACUGCUUGGCGUGCACGAGACGGUUCAAAUCUACAGCAAAUUGAAAGUGGUGAUGAACCUUCGUCUGCUCCGCGUGAACACCCUCAGACGUCAUCUGGCCAGAGAGGCCGAGGACGACAGAACUGUAUGUCAUCUAUAUCAAUACCUGCGUCCAGUUGGCAUUUACAACACUUGCAGGCUGAGCCUGCAAGAUGUGCUCAACAGCUACAACAGAGAGGUAAUGGUGCUCAUGAAUAACAAGUCUGGGAUGAAUAUUAAAGAGAUCGUGAGCAGGGUUCGCACCAUCAGCAAUCUUCUGUUCGAGCUCUCGUGUCAAGACUUAGACGAUGCCAUUGGCAGCCUAAACAGAAUCAACCCUGCAGCUUUGAGUUGUGAUGAAAUGUUUAAUUGUGAAGCUGCCAUGGUGAUACUCCAUGGAGCGCUGCAGAAAGUGCUGCAGAUGUAUUUUGACAACUUCCUGACAGACUUCAGAAGCCAAAGAAUAAUCGAGCGCCCUCAAGCCCAGGAGGUUGAAGACAACCGUGAAAUCUUGCAAUUUAAUAUUGCAGCUUUCUACAAGCUACAGCCCACCUGGUUGACCAUUUAUGAGAGUUUUUCGGUCCACUGUGACUUGUCAUAUGGAGAAACAAAGAUCUGUGACACUGGCAUUUCUGAGAAUAUCAGCACUGCCUUGUCACAUGGAAACAAGAUUCAGUGUAACCGCAUGAUGGUGUUCCCUGUUCCAGUAAACCAGCUGCCGUAUGAGUGCAUGCUGACAUUUUACCUCAAAGGCUCAAAGCGAGGAAAAACCCUAGAGCUUUUAAGCUGGGCUGUACUUCCUUUAUACAGCGACAGGAGUCUUGUAAAAGGAACCGUCCUGCUCAGUAUGUCCUCUCUACCUGAGCUGCCCUCUCCUCCCUCCCCUGCCCUCUUUGACAGCCACAGUCAGGCUAUGGGGGUUAUACUGCAGCUUGAGUUUCCAAACGACUUUGAGUGGGUGUAUCAGAGGCCCAUCGCUCUUCCCGGAUCGAUGCUCUUCAAUCAGCCGUGUGAGGACGUACAAAAGAAAAUGAUAGAUGUUUCUAAGAAGCAUUGUCUCUGUUUUCUGACAAAAAAUGAGAGGGCUUUCCUGUGGACUAAACGUUACUUCAGUGACAAAGGGAACACUUUCCUCCACCUGGUGCUCGGUGGAGUCCCCCAGUGGCAGCCUGAAGACCUGACAGAAAUCUAUACUGUUCUAGACAACUGGCUCAUCCACCUGCCUGAAGAGGCCCUCUUCAUCCUCACCGACAGUUUUCCUGAUCAGACUGUUCGAAAGGCUGCAGUUCAGUACUUUGAACAGAUUCCUGAUGGAGAGCUAGAGGUGUUUCUUCCACAGCUGGUCCAGGCUCUGAAGGGUGAGCGGAAACUGGAUGGACCUCUGGUGAUGCUGCUGCUGGAGAGAUCUCUGAAGAGCAUACGAAUUGCACAGCAGCUUUACUGGCUGCUGGAGGAUUCCCUUACUGACCCUUACUACCAGAGCUGGUUCAAUAAAGUCCAAGCUGCCCUGCGCCACUGCUGUGGCCGGGCACUGAGGCAGGAGCUGGAGCACGAAACUCGCCUGUUGCAUGUGCUUGUACAGGUGGCUGAAAAAGUUCACGCUGCUGACAAAGCUCGACGUAAGAAUGUAUUAAACACUGAAAAAAAUAAGAUUGAUGAGUUCUUCAAAGGUGGGAUCAGCUGUUGUCUACCACUAGAUCCUGCAGUCCGUGUGAAGGCAGUAAACCUGGAUGCCUGUAAGUUCUACAACUCCAAUGCUGCUCCUCUAGGAGUCUCAUUCAUCUGUAAUGACCCUUUGGCUAAAAACAUCAGUGUCAUCUGUAAGACAGGAGAUAACCUGCGUCAGGACAUGCUGGUUCUUCAGAUAGUCCGUGUGAUGGACUCAGUGUGGCUCCAGGAGGGGCUGGACCUGCAAAUGAUCACCUACAAGUGUCUCUCUACAGGCAGAGAUCAAGGCUUGGUGGAGGUGGUGCCAGAAGCAGUGACCCUAGGAAAGAUUCAUCAGGAGUGGGGUCUGAGUGGAACACUUCGAGAGGACACACUGGAGAAAUGGUUCCACAUGUUGAACAAAACUAAGGAGGAUUAUGAGAAGGCGGUGAUGAAUUUCAUCCACUCAUGUGCAGGGUGGUGUGUGGCCACCUUCAUCCUGGGGAUCUGUGACCGCCACAAUGACAACAUCAUGUUGAAACACAGUGGACACAUGUUUCACAUCGACUUUGGGAAAAUCAUGGGCAAUGCACAGAAGUUUGGAAGUUUUAAAAGGGACCGAUCGCCCUUCAUCUUUACGUCUGAGAUGCAGCACUUCAUUACAGGAGGGGGGAAGAAGCCUCAGCGCUUGCAUCGCUUUGUGGAGCUCUGCUGUGAAGCUUACAACAUAAUCAGAGCGCGCUCUGCACUGAUCCUCAGCCUGUUGGAGCUGAUGCUUCGUGCAGGAAUGCCAGAACUGAAGGACCAUAAUGACCUGCAGUAUGUCCAGAACAACCUCAGACCUCAUGACACAGAGCUAGAGGCCACCUCCUACUUUACAAAGAAAAUCAAGGAGAGCAUGGACUGUGUUGCAGUCAAGUUUAACUUCUUUACACAUACCAUGGCUCAGGGGAAGAAACAAGAGACACUCCCCCGAAACACCAUCCCUGCCCCCAGCACCAACAUCCAGGAAGCUGUCAUUCAGGGCUACUCUGUCAAGGGAAAAGAUGUGUUCUACGACCUGAAAAUAACUAUUGAUGAUGGUUUUCUGACCAGUGAGAAGACAUUUGGGCAGUUUGAACUGAUCCAUAAACAUCUGCAGAAAUAUUUUAUUGAAUCUAAGUUGCCUCCGUUUCCUAGCUGGUAUCAGAUGUCAUUCACCCCAGGCAAGAGGAUGUCUCAGCUGAAUAAUUAUCUCAGAGAGCUUUUUGCAGGACCGUGCAAGGGAGAUGAAUAUGUUUGCAGCGUGUUUCUUGAUGGCCCCAAGAAAGGACAUGAAACUUUGGCAACAGGAGCCUGUCCUCAGAUCCAGCUGUACAUCUCUCACUCUGACCACAAACUCUCGGUGUUGGUCAAACACAUCAAGAACAUUAAACAUGCAAAUGGGUCCAAUCCUGAUGCAUAUGUGGUCACACGUCUGAGACCAGAUCCUCAGCAGACCUCCAAGAGGAAGACAAAGGUGGUCCGCAAUAAUGACAGCCCCUCCUUCAAUGAGCUGCUGGAGUAUAAUCAUGUCCCCCUACUGUAUGGGAUGGUGCUGGAAGUGACUGUGAAGAGCAAGAAGAGUAAGAAGACUUUCGUGGCUGCGACAAACAUUAAACUGGAGGACGAGCUACUUGACAAGGAGAUGUGGUUUCCUCUCUGUAACUAUGUAAUCUGACUGUGAGACCUGUGCUCUAGGCCUGCUGCCAGCAGGGGGUGCAACAGCACAGAGAGAUUAAAUUUAUCCAAAGAUUUUUCAUUGUUUUCAAUCUCUAAAGAGAGAUGAAUUUGCCUUAGAAGGAACAAUGUAAUGUAUGCUGAACAAAGUGUCAUUUACAGCUUACUGUGACAUGUAACUUAACUCCAGAGUUACAUACUCUGGAAGUGGAUGUGGUGCAACCAUUCUUAGAACUGUGCACAACUGUUUACUGUGUAAAGAAUUUUUGGAUUAAUAUUGUUUUAUUAUUUAAAUGUAAAUCACAUGAAUGCUCCCAUGGUGAUAGAUGAAGGGAAGAGUGUACUGCUUACCAUACUUGCACUUUAAUUUGUUUUUUAGUUUAGUUUUUUUUUUUACUCUAUGUCAAAACAUUGCAUGUUAAUUUGCUGAGGCUGUUGAUGUGACAGAUUAAGGAGGAGGUGAUGUUUAGAGUUGCAUGCUUGUUACCUGCCCAGAUUGAGUGUGUUUGUCCCUUCAGGCUGUGUUAAGUGGAUGUCCUUGACCAGUGGAAUUGAGGAGGUGGGUGAGGAGAGUAUGUGAGCAGGAUAACAAGUCGGCCUCUCUGGCCUGAAGGGCUGAGUUAACACUCUCUCCCUCACUCCAUCCGCUGCCUUAUCCAUCAGUGGCAUUUAAGCACAGUUAGGCACAUACAUGCACAAACAUGCAAAGGCAGUCACAGGGCAAACAAAUGCCCCUGCAACACACCUCCACACAUGCACGUCCACUCUUCCUAGGCUGAGCAGGUCUUCACGUUAUCUUAAUACCAUCCCCGUCCUGACAGGCCUGCUGACCCGUACUUUCCUUUUACUCAUUCAAAGGACUUAGUGAUGAACGAGGAUAGAAAUAGACUUACCUGAACUGGAUUUGGCUCAAUAAUGUAUACCUCUUUAGAGGCUAUUUAUAUUAUUCCCUGAUGUGUCUCCCUCAAGGAAAUAGAAAAAAUGCUGGUUGCUAUUCUUUGAUAAUUGUACUCCUGGAGUAUUAAUUUAAAUCUGUGUCAGUCACCAGUUUUAGUUUUACUCAAUAUAUAUGAACCCAGUCUAUCAUUUUGGAUUUUACUUUUAAAAAAAAUGUUCUGAAAGUUGUGUAAGAGCAUUUGAAUAACCAACUUCACCUCAAUUACUGUGUCAAUAAUUGCACCAAUUAUUCCUCCUGUAAUAUGUUACUCAAGGAAUUUUUCAAUUUCUUGAAAGAUUUCUUGAGAGACAGAAUUCUCAUUUGUUUGUCUUUUCAGCCCCAUGAACCUUUGGAUCUUUUCCUCUUUAGCAACAGUGCAGGCAUGUAAAUAUAUAUAUAUAUAUAUAUAUACAUAUAUAAACAUUUAUAUAUAUAAACCGGUAUUUAUAUCUGAGGACAGAGACUGUUAUGGCUUAUUUAUUCUUAUUUUUGUUACUGUUGUUCCUGGAUCAGCCAUGCUUCUGUAUAAUGUUGGCAAGGUGUUUGUGUCUGUGUGUGAGGGAGUGUGAUAUGGAGAGCUGUUUUUAGGAAUACGAGACAAAGACAAACAGUGAAGCUGGAUCCAGGCUGCAUUUGUCUCGGCCCCUAAGAGGAACCCAGCGAUAGCCUAGAGGUGGAGAAGAAAGAGGGAUGUAAAAUCAAUAUUUGCAUGUAUAGCUGUUAAAUGCAUGAGCAUAAUUUCCAUGAAAAAGUAAACAUUCACAAAGCAGAGAAUAACCUUCAAUAAUGCUGACACUGUGAAAGUAGAGGAAAUACAGUGGCAGUCUACAUUGUUAUCUGAUAUUAUCUCCCCCCUGGCCUCAUUUCCACCUCAUGUCACCCUUUCUGGCUUGUGGCUCACCUUUCUUCAGGCUGGUGAAGGGCAGCGUGUACUGGCCCACAAACUCGCUUUUGAGGAGGUUGGUCUGAUCUCGGACACAGAAGUGGAUGAGGCAGAGCUCAGGGACACUGAUACUGAAGUUCAUGUCAGCAUCCCAAUGAGGACUCAGAGCUGUA
Messenger RNA from Melanotaenia boesemani (Boeseman's rainbowfish), 6369 nucleotides. RefSeq names its product phosphatidylinositol-4-phosphate 3-kinase catalytic subunit type 2 gamma (gene pik3c2g). Gene Ontology annotation, biological process: cell migration; phosphatidylinositol-mediated signaling; phosphatidylinositol 3-kinase/protein kinase B signal transduction. Gene Ontology annotation, cellular component: cytoplasm; plasma membrane; phosphatidylinositol 3-kinase complex. The transcript is spliced from 34 exons. NCBI's taxonomy places the organism in Eukaryota, Metazoa, Chordata, Actinopteri, Atheriniformes, Melanotaeniidae. The coding region runs from base 244 to 4377 and encodes 1377 amino acids. The record is from RefSeq and is a predicted model, not a curated record. Gene Ontology annotation, molecular function: phosphatidylinositol binding; 1-phosphatidylinositol-3-kinase activity; 1-phosphatidylinositol-4-phosphate 3-kinase activity.